AUGGGUUCCUUUAAGUUGGAGGUUUUCGAUGCCAAAAAUACUAAGAAGCUUAUCGCUACUUUGACCAAUUUGGACAUCAAUGACACCAUUCUUACUGUUAAGAAGAGCAUUCAGAAAGAAAAGCCUCGUCUUACUGUCGAGAGACAAGCCUUGAGAACUGAUGCUAAGGGAAAGGCUGUUGCUGAUGAUAAGAAGCUCUCUGAACUCGGACUUUCUCAACAAAAUGGGCAACUCUUCCUCCGUGACUUAGGACCACAAGUCGCUUGGAAAACAGUCUUCCUUACCGAGUAUGCUGGACCCUUCUUCAUCUAUCCCAUCUUCUACUUCCGUCCCUCUUUCAUCUAUGGAUCUGAAGCCUCCAAAGCCCCCAUUGCUGAUGUUGUCACCUAUGCCUGCAUUUGCUGGAGCAUUCACUACGCCAAGAGAUUAUUCGAAACUCAAUUCAUUCACCGAUUCUCCAAUGGAACUAUGCCAAGAUUCAACCUCUUCAAGAACUGCUCUUACUACUGGGGAUUCUGUGCUUUCGUCUCCUACUUCGUCAACCAUCCUUUCUACAGCCCACCAAUUUUCGGAAAAACUCAAAUUUACCUUGGACUUGUUGGUUUCUUGAUUGCUGAAUUCGGAAAUCUCUCUAUCCACAUCCUUCUCCGUAACCUUAGACCAGCUGGAACUCGCGAACGUAAAAUUCCAAAACCUGACGGAAACCCAAUGAGCCGUCUCUUCAAAUACGUUUCCUGCCCCAACUACACUUAUGAGGUUGCCGCUUGGCUUUCAUUCACCUUCAUGACCCAAAGUGUCCCAGCUCUUCUCUUCACCACCGCCGGAUUCGUUCAGAUGGCUAUCUGGGCUAAGCAGAAACAUCGUGCUUACAAGAAAGACUUCAGUGAUUACCCUAAGGGCAGAACUGCUAUUGUUCCUUUCUUAAUCUAA
Molecule: messenger RNA, 930 nt
Organism: Auanema sp. JU1783
Lineage: Eukaryota; Metazoa; Nematoda; Chromadorea; Rhabditida; Rhabditidae
Source: the annotation of a GenBank genome assembly